ACUACCAACGCUUUCAAGCUGCGAACCAGUAUAAGUUUUCAUGUCUAUAUCUACUGAUACCGAUUAAGUGUGCCCCACUUCCUGUUUGAACAGUUGAUUAAACAACUUUCCACCCCAAAUGUUGUUAUCAGUUUUGACCAAGUUUUGUACUAUACUGGCUUUAUAGUAAUGGCGGACUGGGGAUCACUGCUGUGUCUUGUUGCUGUGUGUAUGGCAGACUUGGUGUCGUAUGCUAGCACCAAAAAGUAUGCCGGACAAGUCCUGUUGGUCUCCAUGGACGGUUUCCGAUGGGAUUACAUCAACAAAACCCAAACUCCAAAUUUUGACCGCAUGGCGCGCCUCGGGACGCAUGCGUUGUAUAUGAAUAACACGUUUAUUACCAAAACUUUCCCAAACCAUUACACGCUGGUCACCGGACUUUACGAAGAGAGCCACGGCAUCAUAGGAAACCACAUGUAUGAUCCCGUUCUGAACAAAACCUUCAGCCGCGGAAACAACGAUCCGGUGUGGUGGGACGGCGGGGAGCCACUGUGGGUCACGGCCCGGAAGUACAACCAGACGAGCGCCACCUUCUACUGGCCCGGAAGUGAGGCAGAGAUCCGCGGAUAUCGACCGAACAAAUGGCUGCCUUACAAUGAGAGCGUACCUUUCCGGCCACGGGUGGACCGCGUGAUGGGUUGGCUUUCGAACGACUCCAUUAACUUUGUCACUUUGUAUUUUCAUGAACCGGAUAAAACGGGCCACAAUUUCGGACCAGACUCUCCACAGAUCAUAGAGAAAGUGAAAGAAAUGGAUGGAAUUCUGGGUUACAUCUUAGACAGCAUGCAGAAGUAUUCACUGACUGACAAGGUCAAUCUGAUCGUGCUGAGUGACCACGGUAUGACCACAAUAGACCUGCAGCAUCGCUUGAUCGACAUUUCACAGAUUGUGGACAUGAAAGAAGACGUCCUGUUCACCAUGGAUGGGGGUCCAAUCAUGCAUAUUAAUCCAAAAAGGAGCCCCGAGAAUGUUAUACAGAAAAUGCGGAAUGCUUCUGUUCCACAUUUAACUGUGUACUUGAAAGAAGAAAUUCCUGUGGAAUGGCAUUAUGGGAAAAAUCGCAGGGUAAUGCCGAUCUUUGCAACGGCUGAUGAGGGUUGGGCAAUAGUUACGAAUGCAAGCAUUGCAAUGACACUGAGUGACAAGGGUGACCAUGGUUACAACAACGCACUGCUUAGCAUGAAGCCUAUAUUUUACGCCAUGGGACCUAACAUCCGCCGGAACUACCAAGUGUCCGUAUUUAAGAAUGUUGACAUUUACCCGCUAGUCUGCGAACUUUUGCAGCUUCCUCCGGCUGCCAACAAUGGAAGUCUGAGGCGGGUGCAGAGUUUUAUUGUGUCUAAUGACAGUGUGAACUCCUCCACGGAACUUUCAACUCUUUCCGUCUGGGUUCUAUUGUUAUUUUCUAUCAUCUCUUCCACGAUUAUGUCUAAUUUGAGGAGUUUGUAGACAAAGAUUAUUCAAUGUU
Messenger RNA from Magallana angulata, 1507 nucleotides. Its product is annotated as ectonucleotide pyrophosphatase/phosphodiesterase family member 5-like. The transcript is spliced from 3 exons. NCBI's taxonomy places the organism in Eukaryota, Metazoa, Mollusca, Bivalvia, Ostreida, Ostreidae. The coding region runs from base 169 to 1488 and encodes 439 amino acids. The record is from RefSeq and is a predicted model, not a curated record.